CGCGAUAUUUCACUUAUUUGUAUCAAGGCUGUCCACGGGUCUGCCAAGCUAAGCCUCGCUUUAGUUUUAGUAUGAAUUACGUUUAGUUUUGAGCUAAUUAGUGUGGUUUAAAGCGCACAAAUUAGACUGCUAGUGUUCCUUUUCCCCUUAUUUCGGCGAAUUUGAAGUUAUGUUAAUGUACACGGGUACUUGUCUUCAUAGGCCAGGACAUUUAGCAGCCAGCUCGGGCUAGCUUUGUGCUAGUUACGCCAACUUGCUUGCAUUGCAACCACGUUCACCUCACUUAAUCAAAUUUAGUUGUUUAUAACGACAUAAAGACUCCACAAAGAGCUUCGGAGAAUGCUUGCAACGGGAGCGGCUGUAUCUAAUGUCACAGCCCUGGCUCAGGUAGACCGGGAAAAGAUCUACCAGUGGAUCAAUGAGUUGUCCAGCCCAGAGACCAGAGAGAAUGCCCUGCUGGAGCUCAGCAAGAAACGCGAAUCUGUGCCAGACCUGGCACCGAUGCUUUGGCAUUCCUGUGGCACUAUCGCUGCUCUCCUGCAGGAAAUAGUGAACAUCUAUCCAUCCAUUAACCCACCGACACUCACAGCACAUCAGUCUAACCGAGUGUGCAACGCCUUGGCACUCCUGCAGUGUGUUGCCUCACACCCAGAGACACGGUCGGCUUUCCUCGCAGCCCACAUUCCCCUUUUCCUUUAUCCCUUUUUGCACACUGUGAGCAAAACGCGCCCAUUCGAGUACCUGCGCCUCACCAGCCUUGGAGUCAUAGGUAUGCUCUCCUCUCAUUGUAUUAUGAAAAGAGUUUUUAUCAUUCAAAGUGUGUGUGUACAGGUAUUAAGAUGUCUGUUUGUACUUAAUGUAGGUGCCUUGGUCAAAACAGAUGAACAAGAAGUGAUUAACUUUCUUCUCACAACUGAAAUCAUCCCGCUUUGUCUCCGCAUUAUGGAAUCAGGAAGUGAGCUCUCUAAGACGGUUGCUACCUUCAUACUGCAGAAGAUACUGCUUGAUGACACAGGGCUGGCUUACAUAUGCCAGACUUAUGAACGUUUCUCCCAUGUGGCAAUGAUCCUUGGUAAAAUGGUGCUGCAGCUCUCCAAAGAACCAUCAGCUCGGCUGCUGAAGCACGUCGUCCGCUGCUACCUUCGCCUUUCAGAUAAUCUCAGAGCCAGAGAGGCACUCCGUCAGUGUCUACCCGACCAGCUGAAGGACAGCACCUUCGCCCAGGUGCUGAAGGAUGACACCACCACCAAACGCUGGCUGGCUCAGCUGGUCAAAAACCUGCAGGAGGGCCAAGUGACCGACGCCCGGGGCAUCCCGCUGGCCCCGCAGUGAAGAAUUCACAGGAGACACAAACGGACUUGAAUUUGUAUUCUGUCACAUGUGGUGCUAAGACUGAAAAGUAAACAACAUGAUGGAAGAAGA
This is a messenger RNA of Haplochromis burtoni (Burton's mouthbrooder), 1422 nucleotides long. It is a transcript of the gene cnot9, whose product is annotated as CCR4-NOT transcription complex subunit 9. The coding region runs from base 340 to 1332 and encodes 330 amino acids. The record is from RefSeq and is a predicted model, not a curated record. The transcript is spliced from 7 exons. Gene Ontology annotation, biological process: negative regulation of translation; mRNA catabolic process. Gene Ontology annotation, cellular component: CCR4-NOT core complex; P-body; CCR4-NOT complex. Lineage: Eukaryota; Metazoa; Chordata; Actinopteri; Cichliformes; Cichlidae.